AUGGAAGGAGACGUUAUGGACAAGCUGGAGGACAUGUCAUCGGUGUACGACUUCGACCCGAUCACCGGCAACAUCCCCGCCACCAAAGUAGAGAUCACCGUCUCCUGCAGAAAUCUGCUGGAUAAAGACACAUUCUCCAAGUCAGAUCCAUUAUGCGUGCUCUACACACAAGGUGUGGAAACCAAACAAUGGAGAGAGUUUGGCAGAACGGAGGUGAUAGACAACACCUUAAACCCGGACUUUGUUAGAAAGUACAUCUUGGACUACUUUUUUGAGGAGAAGCAGAACCUUCGCUUCGACUUGUAUGAUGUGGACUCCAAAAGUCCAGACCUGUCCAAACAUGUGAGCUUAGUUCUGCAUGACUUUUUGGGUCAGACGUUCUGUACUCUUGGGGAGAUUGUUGGAUCACCAGCCAGUCGACUGGAGAAACCUCUGGGAGGGAUCCCAGGAAAGAAAUGCGGCACUAUCAUCCUGUCUGCAGAGGAGCUGAGCAAUUGUCGGGAUAGCGCCACUAUGCAGUUCUGUGCCAACAAGCUGGAUAAGAAGGACUUCUUUGGCAAGUCAGAUCCUUUCAUGGUCUUCUACAGAAGCAACGAGGAUGGAACGUUUACUAUCUGCCAUAAAACAGAGGUGGUGAAAAACACAUUAAAUCCAGUGUGGCAGCCUUUCACCAUCCCAGUACGAGCGCUCUGCAACGGAGACUACGACAGAACAAUCAAGGUGGAGGUGUAUGACUGGGAUAGGGAUGGCAGCCAUGACUUCAUUGGGGAUUUUACGACCAGCUACCGAGAGCUAGCUCGAGGGCAGAGCCAGUUCAAUGUAUACGAGGUUAUUAAUACCAAGAAGAAAAUGAAGAAAAAGAAAUAUGUCAACUCUGGAACAGUAACCCUGCUCUCGUUCUCAGUGGAGUCAGAGUUCACAUUCUUAGAUUACAUCAAAGGAGGGACUCAGAUCAAUUUCACUGUGGCCAUCGAUUUCACAGCAUCUAAUGGUAACCCCUCUCAGUCCACUUCGCUACACUACAUGAACCCAUACCAGCUGAACGCCUACGCCAUGGCCCUGAAGGCUGUCGGGGAGAUCAUUCAGGACUACGACAGUGACAAGAUGUUCCCCGCUCUGGGCUUUGGGGCCAAACUGCCCCCUGAUGGACGGGUGUCACACGAAUUCCCCCUGAAUGGAAACAUGGAAAAUCCAUACUGCAAUGGUAUAGAAGGCAUCUUAGAGGCGUACCACCAAAGUCUGAAGACAGUGCAGCUCUACGGGCCAACUAACUUCGCUCCUGUGGUGAACCAUGUGGCCAGGUAUGCAGCAGCAGUGCAGGACGGCUCUCAGUACUUUGUGCUCCUCAUCAUCACAGACGGUGUCAUAUCCGACAUGGCCCAGACCAAAGAGGCCAUUGUAAAUGGUGCCAAGCUUCCUAUGUCCAUAAUCAUAGUUGGAGUGGGUCAGGCUGAGUUUGACGCUAUGGUGGAGCUGGAUGGUGAUGACAUCAGGAUCUCAUCCCGAGGGAAACUAGCAGAAAGAGACAUUGUUCAGUUUGUUCCCUUCAGAGAUUACAUGGACCGGACAGGCAACCACGUGUUAAGCAUGGCACGGCUCGCCAAAGACGUGCUAGCAGAGAUCCCUGACCAGUUCAUCUCCUACAUGAAAAGCAGAGGGAUCAAACCCAACCCGGCGCCACCUCCCUACACACCACCUGGACACACACAUCACCACCCACAGAUCUGA
Messenger RNA from Seriola dumerili (greater amberjack), 1728 nucleotides. It is a transcript of the gene cpne5b, whose product is annotated as copine-5. The coding region runs from base 1 to 1728 and encodes 575 amino acids. Gene Ontology annotation, cellular component: plasma membrane. The record is from RefSeq and is a predicted model, not a curated record. Gene Ontology annotation, biological process: cellular response to calcium ion. Gene Ontology annotation, molecular function: calcium-dependent phospholipid binding. NCBI's taxonomy places the organism in Eukaryota, Metazoa, Chordata, Actinopteri, Carangiformes, Carangidae. The transcript has 21 exons.